GUGGGAUGUGGGAUGGGGAUGGGAUGGGAUGGGAGCAGCUGAUGAAGCCAAGCAGAUCCCUGGACGUCUCUCCCUGUCCCACAAGCACUCUGGGAAGCUGCUGGAGGAGAUCCUGGUGUCUGCUCCCCAGACUCCAGCUCACGGGGCCGUGGCAAAGCCGCGGGCUCAGGCGCUGCCCAGCUCCCCACUGCCCACGGAGGAGGAUUUUGGGAAGGGGCCCUGGCUGGCCAUGAAGACGGAGCUGGGGCUGGAUGAGAGGGACCCCAGCUGCUUCCUCCACACCUACAGCGUGGUCAUGGUGCUCCGCAAGGCAGCCCUGAAGCAGCUCCCAAAGAACAAGGUGCCCAGCAUGGCUGUGAUGAUCAAAACCCUGACCAGGAGCAGCGCCGGCGCUGGCGCCGUGUUCCGGGACCCCACAGGGGAGAUGCAGGGCACCGUGCACCGGCUGCUGCUGGAGCAGAGGCAGAGCGAGCUCCGGGCCGGCUCCGUGCUGCUCCUGAGGCAGGUCGGGGUCUUCUCCCCCUCCCACCGCAACCACUACCUCAACGUGACCCCCAACAACCUCCUCCGGAUCUUCCCACCCGAGCCCGAGGGCUGCUCCCCCCAGCAGGUCCCUGCCCAGGCUGAGCUGGCCCCAGAGCCCCCUGCACAGCCUACCCGGGGUGUCCCCAUUCCUGAGGACUGGGGACAGUCGAGGACGAGUGGACACAGUGCAGAGCAGCAUCCUGGGGGCUUCUCCCUGUGCCCACCGAGCUCUGAUCCCAGCUGGGAAGAGCCGGUGGGAGCUGAUGGAUGUGACAUGGAUGACCUGGACGGGCUCCUGGGAGAGCUGCCCGAGGAUUUCUUCUCAGCCCCGGCUCAGGUUGACUGUGGCUGAGCCCAGCAGAGGGUGACGGUGCCGAGGAGCAGGUGACACACCUGCCACCCACCCACCUGCUUCUCUGUCUGCGUGUCCGUGGUGCUUGUUGUGGAGCUGAGAGCUGGGGACACCCAGGGGGGAAGUGGCCUCAGCACUGUCCCCACUGCUUCGGGCACACGGGCCCCUCUGGCUCCCAAACCUGCAUUAAAGGGCUGUUUUGUUUCUGCA
Pyrgilauda ruficollis (rufous-necked snowfinch) is the source of this 1087-nucleotide messenger RNA. It is a transcript of the gene HROB, whose product is annotated as homologous recombination factor with OB-fold. The record is from RefSeq and is a predicted model, not a curated record. The transcript has 7 exons. The coding region runs from base 29 to 877 and encodes 282 amino acids. Gene Ontology annotation, biological process: recombinational repair. NCBI's taxonomy places the organism in Eukaryota, Metazoa, Chordata, Aves, Passeriformes, Passeridae.